Molecule: messenger RNA, 1089 nt
Organism: Eruca vesicaria subsp. sativa (arugula)
Lineage: Eukaryota; Viridiplantae; Streptophyta; Magnoliopsida; Brassicales; Brassicaceae
Source: the annotation of a GenBank genome assembly
AUGAUGGAAGUAGAAUCAGAAACUCAAGAACUGCAUAUUCACGUCAAUGGCGAACCUGAAAGGAAACUCUCAACAGAACAGAGAAGUCACAACUACUCAUGGAGGUUAAGAGUGUCUCUCUACGUUAUUCUUGUCUUAUCUGGAGAGACAAUAGCCACUCUCUUAGGUAGACUUUACUACGACAAAGGUGGAAACAGUAUAUGGCUUGAGACCUUAGUUCAGCUAGUUGGGUUUCCUUUAACCCUUCCUUGCUAUUAUUACCUAAAGCAUGAACCAUCUUCCAAGACUAAUAAUAGCUUAACCAAGAAAACAACUUCUUCUUUCUUGAAACUUUCUUUAGUCUACAUUGGACUUGGCUUGCUUGCUGCUGGUCACAGUGUUCUGUAUUCCUUUGGAUUACUCUACCUUCCUGUCUCAACCUUCUCUUUGAUCUCUGCGUCUCAGUUAGCUUUUAAUGCUGUCUUCUCUUACUUCCUUAACUCACAGAAGUUCACACCUUGUAUACUUAACUCACUUGUUCUCUUGACCACAUCUUCUACACUUCUUGUCAUCCAGCCUGAGUCUCAAUCUUAUUCUGCUUCAAACUCAUUAUCCAAAUACAAUUAUGUGAUUGGAUACAUCUGUGCCAUCGGUAGCGCAGCUAGAUAUUCUCUGGUGCUUUCUUUAACAGAUUAUGCGUUUGAAAAGAUUCUAAAGAAGUACACAUUCAAGGCUAUUUUGGACAUGGUUACAUAUCAGUCUUUGGUAGCUACUUGUGCAGUUGUGGCUGGACUCUUUGUAAGUGGUGGGUGGAAAAUGUUGAGGACAGAAAUGGAAGAGUUUAAACUUGGGAAGAACUCUUAUCUUUUAAUUGGUAGUGUGGGUUUGAUUCUUGAAGUUUCGUCGCUCUUCUCAAACGUGAUAAGCACUCUAUGUUUACCUGUUGUUCCUGUUCUUGCUGUUGUGUUCUUCCGAGAUGAGAUGAGUGGGAUCAAGUUGAUUGCAAUGUUUUUGGCCAUAUGGGGGCAUUAUAUUGAUGAUCCAAAACCAGAGGAAGAGGAAGAAGAAAAAGAAACACAAGAAGAAGACAGUAAAAACAUUCAGGAUUAG